Messenger RNA from Anopheles funestus (African malaria mosquito), 3943 nucleotides. RefSeq lists its product as uncharacterized. NCBI's taxonomy places the organism in Eukaryota, Metazoa, Arthropoda, Insecta, Diptera, Culicidae. The coding region runs from base 58 to 3297 and encodes 1079 amino acids. The transcript is spliced from 6 exons. The record is from RefSeq and is a predicted model, not a curated record.
AGCCUGUUUCUAGCAGCUCGAUCACCGAUCGAUCAUGGGAAACGGUGCUAGUAUGCAAUGGGACACCGUACCGUGAUGCGGCUACUACUCUCGAUCAGUGUCUUCCUGGCCGGUUGGCCUUCGCUGUUCGUUUUUGUUACGGGGCAACUGAAACAUCCACGCGUUUGUACGGAAGAUGGCUGCGUGUUAGGAACAUCCAUGACCGAUACGACGAAUAUCAGAUUUGAUGCAUUCGUUGGCAUUCCUUAUGCGCAACCACCGGUUGGAAAGCUUCGCUUUAAGAAACCUCAACCGAUUGAACCAUGGACGGGCGAUUACAAUGCUACCGAUAGCAAACCGGCCUGUCUGCAACAAUCGUUCCUACUUCCUGGUCAACCCAUCGUUGGAGAUGAGAACUGUCUGUAUUUGAACGUUUAUCGUCCGAAACGUAACGCUAGCCAACCGCUUCCGGUCAUGGUGUUCAUUCACGGUGGAGGAUAUUUUUUCGGGUCUGCCGAUCCGCAACUGUACGGACCUGAGCGUAUAUUGGCAACGAAGAAAGUCAUCCUCGUGACAAUCCAAUAUCGGUUGGGAGUCUUUGGAUUCCUUUCCACCGGUGAUGCUCAGGCAACGGGCAACUCUGGAAUGCUCGAUCAAGUGAUGGCCCUGAAAUGGGUAAACCGAAAUAUAGGUUUCUUCGGUGGAGAUGCACAGUCAAUGACACUGUUCGGUGAAAGCGCUGGUGGUGCCUCGGUACAGCUGCACAUGAUGAGUCCACUCAGUACGGGACUGUUCCAACGAGCGAUCAUUAUGAGCGGAAGUGCUCUAGCGGUGUGGAGCUUACCGAUAGAGGAUCCACUUAUGUUGGCCCGCAAACAAGCGAAACUGGUUGGUGUAUCCGAGGCUGAUGAGCUCACAACGGCUGAGCUGGUGGGUAUACUACAGUUUCUCGAUGCAAAAGUGCUUACCGCCAGUAUGCCGUACCUUCGGACUUGGUUCGAGCAUCCGAUCGUCAUGUACCGUCCUACGGUUCAGGGUGCUUUCAUCCCGGAGGAGGAACGCUUUUUACCGGACGAUCCAAGAAAGCUGUGGGCUGCAGGUCGUUACAUGGACAUUCCCAUUAUGAUCGGCACGGUACAGAACGAGGGUGCAGUUGUAUCACUUUCCAUACUACACAACGAAACGAUUCGAUCGCAGUUUAAUGAAAAUUUGACUGAGCUUUUAACCCCUGUUGCAGCCCUUAAUGGGACAGCAAUGGUUGUGGAGCAACUUAAAGGACGCUACUUUCCGACUACUUCCGGAAGUAGUUGGAUAAAUGAAGAUAAUGGAGAUCAGUUUACAGAGAUGAUGUCAGAUGCGUUGAUCAAAUAUCCUACUAUAAAGACACUUCAGGAGUACACCAACUCCAACGAUACAAGCUGUCGUGAAACAACGCUUUAUUCGUUCGAAUUCAAUGGACGCCACUCGUUCUCGUCGCUUUACAUACAAUCGAACGCAAGCCGUGGUGUUUGCCAUCAGGAUGAACUACUAUACCUAUUUCGCAUGAUCGAUCUUUUCCCGGACUUUCCGCCAGAUUCCCCAGAAAGUGAAAUGUGCAACGUAUGGACGGAAUACCUGGUCAACUUUGCUGUCGAAGGAACGACCCAAGAUCCUGCCGGAUCUUGCAAAAAGCGCAUCAAGAUGGUAAAGUUCGAAAAUGCAAAAUCCACUUCAGAAGAUGCUUCAUCAUCGGCCGUUUCGAUGUCGAGUGGAAGUGGAUUGAGUAAGGAACUGGAAGAGAUGCACGACUUUUGGAGUACGCUUUAUAGCACUUCUUACAUUGCGUAUCAUAACCCACAACCGAACGAUCCGUGGGAGGGUACAUACGAUGCAUCAAGACCGAAGAAUGCCUGCAUCCAGAAGGUUUCGCUUGUCCCGACUGCACCCAUGUUUGGUACGGAGGAUUGUCUGUAUCUGAACGUGUUCGCCCCGGUGAUUGGGGUACGGCAAUCGAAACUCCUUCCUGUGAUGGUGUACAUUCACGGUGGUGGAUUCUUGUACGGUUCAGCCCAACCAGAACAGCGUGAUCCAUCAAGGUUUAUGUCCACCCGUAAGGUGAUCGUCGUAACGUUCCAAUAUCGGCUCGGUGUGUUUGGAUUCUUCUCAACCGGUGAUCGUGCUGCGCCAGGUAACUUCGGCAUGAAGGAUCAAGUAAUGGUACUGCGCUGGGUGAAGAAAAACAUCAAAGCGUUCGGUGGCGAUCCUCAUCGGGUUACCAUCUUUGGUGAAAGUGCCGGUGGUUCCAGUACGCAGUUUCACUUGCUGAGUCCGCUUAGCCGUGGGUUGUUCCAUCGCGCAAUCACCAUGAGUGGCAGUGCACUUUCGAGCUGGAGUAUCCCGAUCGAAAAUCCGCUCCGUUUGGCACGCAACCAGGCGAAAGUUCUCGGCAUACCGAACGCGGAUGAACUUUCGACGGCGGAACUGGUCGAGCAGCUUCGUCGCGUGGAUGCGGCCGAACUGACGGCUAGCGUCGAGUUGUUAAAGCUGUGGGACAUUCAUCCCAUCACAUUGUAUCAUCCCGUUGUGGAACCACCGGAAGAACCGAACCCUUUUCUGGCGGAAGACCCUAGUGCUGUCUGGCGUCGAGGUGAUUAUGCAAGUGUUCCCUGGCUGACGGGAAGCAUACCGAACGAUGGUUCGAUCGUCACACAAACGAUCUAUCGGAACGGUUCUCUUAUAGAGGAUUUGGAUGAGAACUUCACCAAACUUUUGCCACUCAUACUGCGAACUCGUGUGACGAAGGAUAAGCUCGUACGGUUGAGGAAACGCUUCCUUAAGAAAACUCCAUCGAUAAAGUGGGUUACCAACGAUAACUAUGCUGAAAUCACCAAAAUGUUCUCCGAAGCUUGGUUCCUGUAUCCGAUGGUGAAGAGCAUCAAGCAACAUUUAGACAAUCGAAAGCAUACUCCGACCAGCAUCUACUCUUUUCAGUUUCGUGGCCGGUAUUCAUUCUCGAAGUUGUUCACCGGUUCAGAUACAUCGUACGGUUUAAGCCAUCCCGACGAGAUGAUCUACCUCUUCAAUAUGCCACUGUUCUUCCCUGAGUUUCCCGUAGGAUCGCCUGAAGAGGAAAUGGCUAAGCUAUGGGUAAAGUUUCUCGUAGAUUUCGCCACUAACGAACUGGCCGGUACGGAGGGCACGUGCGUUGGUGCAAAGUGUGACAUUGUCACGUUCAGCAAUACGUACAAUCCAUACUUCCCGGUGAGCAGAAAGAUUACCCAAGGUUUGGAUGAGGAGAUGUACACGUUUUGGAAGACUUUCUUCGAGGACAUAUCUUAAGUAAUGCGAUGAAGUUUGUAGGUUAAAUGUUACGGUUAACGCGGUCAAUUCAUUAAUUUAUUAGAAAACCGACGAAUUUAGCUCUGUUUGUUAUGCUUCACACUAAAUGGUUUGUAGCCAAUUUUCACUCAUUACUGUGCCGGCCGGUAAAACAUUCUUAUCAAACUUACACCAUCGGUGGUUUGUAAACAAAACAAAAAUCUACUCCACUCAAACAAAACAACAUGCUGCUACACGUGCAAACUCACCAGGGUCAGGAGAAUGGUUUGCGCAGCGUCCCAGGCCAAAAAGUGAUCGCGAUUCGCAUUUAUCUUCGGUUCAACGGCAUCAAAUCACGCUCGGGGAAGGUUCAGCAUUAUCAGCACCAACACUAAAGCAUGUCGAUCGGCACACGUCCCAAGUGCCGGGAUCGCAAGAACCAAUCUUUGCGUGGCGUUUGAGUUUCGCAUCAGCUGGGAUUAGCGUUGAUAAGGACUGUACCCGCUAGACAUGCUGACGGCAGUUAAUUUUAUGCUAGAAAUAGCGAAAUAUUCCCAUCCUUAUCACGUAUUUACACAUCGUAAGCGGAAAAUGUAAAUGUUUCGUUAUAUUUAUGGAAAGAUUACGUUGAUGCGCUUGAUUUGUAAACAUACGUAGGUAAACGAAA